AUGGCUGCCGUUACCAACAAGUUCGACCCGUCUUACGAGGUUACAGGCAAGGACACCAACCUGACUCAACCCUCGAGCUCAGGGGAUGAAGCAGAACUCGGAAUAGAACCGGCAACUGUCGCCAAAAUCACCAGGAUCUCUUCUGUCGUUACGGUCUUGGUUGCCGGCCUUGCGUUGUUCAGUGAUGGCUAUAAUGCUCAGAUCAUCGGUUACAUGGAGCCACUCUUCACGGAACUCUACAAGGAGGGCAUGUCAUCCAUCAUCAAGACCAGGUUGUCCAAUGCCUACCUCGUCGGCGAGAUCUUCGGUAUGCUCUUCUUCGGCUUUGUCAUCGACAAAAUAGGCAGGCGCAGCGGGAUCGUAUUUGCUACGUCCUUCUUGGUCCUUGGUGUUGUACUGGCCACUGCCGCGCAUGGGACCACGGAGCUCGGUAUGUUCUGGAUGAUGAUUGUUGCUCGUGGUGUCGCGGGCUUCGGCGCCGGAGGCGAGUACCCAACUUGCGGCACCGGUAGUGCCGAAGCCUCGGACGAGAGCGAGUUUGUUCGUCGCCGCAGAGGGUUCUUGGUCGCGGUUGCCACCGAUUUCGCCAUCGAUUUGGGCUUCGUCGUUGCCGGAGUGGUUGCCCUCAUUGUCAUCGAAGCGUACAAUGGCCACAUUUCGUCGGGCAUAUGGAGAGUCUGCUUCGGUCUUGGGUUUGUCCUGCCAGUGGCGUUGUUCUUCUUCCGUAUCCGGAUGAUCGAGUCUACACAAUACCGCAAGCAUGCGAUCAAGAAGACUCUGCCUUACUGGCUGAUCAUCAAGCGCUAUUGGAGACCUAUGCUAGGUACCUCUUUGGCCUGGUUCUGCUACGACUUUGUGACAUACCCUUUUGGCAUCUUUAGCUCAACCAUCAUCGGCCAGCUGAACCCUAACAAUACCCUGAUCCAGAAUAUCGGCUAUGGAACUGUGGUCAACUGCUUCUAUCUUCCUGGUUGUCUAGUAGGGGGAUUACUCAUGGAUCGGAUAGGUAGACGUCAAACGAUGUGCCUGGGCUUUAUGUGCUGGGCAGUCCUUGGCUUCAUCCUGGGCGGAGCUUUAGGUCCCAUUCAAUCAGUCUUCCCGCUCUUCGUGGUCCUGUAUGGUAUCUUCAACAGCUUUGGUGAAAUGGGUCCUGGCGUUGCUACAUUCCUGUGCGGCGCCGAAAGCUUCCCGACCCCCUUGCGGGGACACUUCCUGGGCUUUGCGGCUGCUGUUGGAAAGGCUGGUGCUGCUAUCGGAACACAGGUCUUCACACCAAUCCAGAACUCGUUCUCAGAUGUUCAGAAGGGUACGCAAGCUGUCUUUCUCAUUGGGGCCGGAUUUGCUGCUGUGGGAGGCAUUAUCGCCUGGACACUGAUCCCUGAUCGUGACCGACAAUUGGACAGUGAAGAUAUCAAGUUCAGGGAAUACCUUGCGGCCCAUGGUUAUGAGGCGGACUUUGGCGAGUCGCUGAUCCAGGAGGUGAAAACGACUUCUUUCCGGAAGGAGAGUCUGAAGACAACUUGA
This is a messenger RNA of Exophiala viscosa, 1524 nucleotides long. Its product is annotated as putative metabolite transport protein. The transcript is spliced from 7 exons. Gene Ontology annotation, biological process: transmembrane transport. NCBI's taxonomy places the organism in Eukaryota, Fungi, Ascomycota, Eurotiomycetes, Chaetothyriales, Herpotrichiellaceae. Bases 1 to 1524 code for a protein of 507 amino acids. The record is from RefSeq and is a predicted model, not a curated record. Gene Ontology annotation, cellular component: membrane. Gene Ontology annotation, molecular function: transmembrane transporter activity.